Messenger RNA from Dinoponera quadriceps, 1281 nucleotides. It is a transcript of the gene eIF6, whose product is annotated as eukaryotic translation initiation factor 6. NCBI's taxonomy places the organism in Eukaryota, Metazoa, Arthropoda, Insecta, Hymenoptera, Formicidae. The transcript has 6 exons. Gene Ontology annotation, biological process: assembly of large subunit precursor of preribosome; ribosomal subunit export from nucleus; cytosolic ribosome assembly. The coding region runs from base 133 to 870 and encodes 245 amino acids. Gene Ontology annotation, molecular function: ribosomal large subunit binding. The record is from RefSeq and is a predicted model, not a curated record. Gene Ontology annotation, cellular component: cytosol; nucleolus; preribosome, large subunit precursor.
AAAACAAGUACCGUGUGCCGCCGGCUUUACAUCAUGCCUCGUGUUAGCGGGUCCCGCAAACGACGUCGAGACACUCGAGGGUAAUCAGGACGCCGAAGUCGAUGUAAAAGAUAUAAUCGUGCACUCAUAAUCAUGGCGGUACGUGUACAAUUUGAGAACAAUAACGAGGUUGGCGUUUUUGCAAAAUUGACAAACUCCUAUUGCUUGGUAGCAAUUGGCGGUUCCGAAAACUUUUACAGUGUAUUCGAAGCAGAAUUAUCUGAGACGAUUCCAGUUGUUCACGCAUCUAUAGCUGGAUGUCGUAUUAUUGGUCGGCUAUGCGUUGGAAACAAAAAUGGACUGUUAGUACCAAACACAACGACAGACAUAGAAUUGCAACAUAUUCGGAAUUCUUUGCCAGAUAGUGUGAAAGUACAAAGAGUAGAGGAGAGGCUUUCUGCUCUUGGCAAUGUUGUAGCAUGUAAUGAUUAUGUUGCUCUUGUUCAUCCUGACCUGGAUCGGGAAACUGAGGAAAUUUUGGCUGACACACUGAAUGUGGAAGUAUUUAGACAAACGGUCGCGAGUAACGUUCUCGUUGGAUCAUAUUCAGUCUUAUCAAAUCAAGGUGGUAUGGUGCAUCCAAAGACCUCUAUACAGGACCAAGACGAGUUGUCAUCUCUUUUACAAGUACCACUUGCGGCUGGUACUGUAAAUAGAGGUAGUAAUGUAAUUGCUGCUGGUAUGGUUGUAAAUGAUUGGGUGUCUUUCUGCGGCAUGGAGACUACUUCAACCGAACUCUCAGUUAUCGAAAGUGUUUUUAAACUUAACGAAGCUAACCCAGCUGCUAUCACAUCAAGUAUGCGCGCGUCUCUUAUAGAAAGUAUGUCAUAAAAAUACAAAGGCGUCCCUGAUAAACUGGAAAGUUUGUGCUGGACUGUAGAUUGUGUACAUGUACAUAAAUCCGAAUAUUUAUGGCAACCUACGAUUGCACAAGAUUAUGCCAUGCUUACUUUUGACAUAUCCAAAGUAAGCACUUCUUCACAAUUCCGACAUAGGAUACACAACUCACAGUGUAAUAAAAUAUUGAAAUUCACAAAUAAAAGAACAUACUUUCCGUUUGUUAAAUCUGAUUUCUAGAAUAUCAUUGUAAGAAAAACUGUCAAUAAUUUAUCGCAUUCGUUUUUAGUGAGUAUGUAUAUCGCUCAUUUUUACUAUUAAAAAAAGGAAAAAAAAACGAGCAAAGAUAACGAAAGUUGAGCGAUGAAAAAGUCAAUCGAAUAAAUUUUUAAUAGAUUUUUAUGA